AUGGAAAACAGUUCAUUCGAAGAUGGUAUUGAAUGUCCAAUAUGUCGCCAAACUACACGGAUUCUUGAACAAGGAAAGUCACCAAAAGAAUUGAGUAAAUCGCUGCCACUGAAUUACACAAUCUUGCCAUUACUUGAAACUUUAACUUUAGAUGACAGUACCACUGAUCCAGUGUGUAUGUCUUGUAGAGACAAUUGUACAACUUGUUUUGCUAUUUGUGAGAAUUGUUCAGGAAUUGUCUGUCCUGUUUGUGAUGAAUUGCAUGAAAAACUUUUGAUAUUUAAAAACCAUAAGAUUGUAAGAAUAGGUGGCUCUCACAUGACUAUAUGUGUAAAGCAUCAAAAUAAAGGGCUUGAUUAUUAUUGCCAAGAUCAUGAAGAAAUUCUGUGUAGCACAUGUGCAGUGGUUGAUCAUAGAUCCUGUUCCAAAAUUCAUGAGUUAAAAGACAUUGCUACGUCUGACAGAUUACAAGAUAAGAGCAUGUCUAUCAAAAAGGAUCUUCGAUUGCUCCAGUCAUCUGUUUCAGAAAAGAUUCAUCAGAUCCUGUCCUCUCAUGACACUGUGAAAAUUUCUUGUGCAGAAACUGAUACACAAGACGAAAAAAUAGAGAAAUCAUUUGCAGAGUACAAAAGAAAGAAAGAAUCAUAUCUUGAAAAAUGUGAAGAGAAGGCAAAAGAAUGCUUGUUAGCUUGUCAGAAACUGUCGGGAAAAAGAUAA
This is a messenger RNA of Mercenaria mercenaria, 717 nucleotides long. RefSeq lists its product as uncharacterized. Gene Ontology annotation, molecular function: ubiquitin-protein transferase activity; zinc ion binding. The record is from RefSeq and is a predicted model, not a curated record. NCBI's taxonomy places the organism in Eukaryota, Metazoa, Mollusca, Bivalvia, Venerida, Veneridae. Gene Ontology annotation, cellular component: chromatin; nucleoplasm. The transcript has a single exon. Gene Ontology annotation, biological process: positive regulation of DNA-templated transcription. Bases 1 to 717 code for a protein of 238 amino acids.